Molecule: messenger RNA, 753 nt
Organism: Pisolithus orientalis
Lineage: Eukaryota; Fungi; Basidiomycota; Agaricomycetes; Boletales; Pisolithaceae
Exons: 1
Coding region: 1-753 (250 amino acids)
Source: RefSeq, a predicted model, not a curated record
AUGUCAAGCCCCCUGCUGGGACCCUGUAUGUCUGGUGUGGCCCCACCCAGCAAAACCACUGGAAGCAGUGGCAUCCCACUUGAUGAUAUCAUCAAUGACCCAGAAGCAGAAAUCAAAGAUGCAGGAACAGCAAGAACCCUCCUAGACCAAAUGUACAUGAUCCAUGGAGAACCAGCAUCGCCAGAACACAUCUCCCAGGCACUCUUCUACAUAUUGCAAGCAAAAAAUGUCAACAACACACUAUGCCUUACCAUCCAUGCCACAGCAUUCCUCAUUAAGGAACUAGUGGUACCAGCCCUGGCUGACUCCAUCAUCAGGGCAGUCACAGAUAAACUCAACAGUUUGGUACUGAUCACAAUCUCCCCCCAUGUAGGAAAGAUACUGGCAGCUGCUGACAACCUAGAGAAGAUCAUCAAGAAAGCUAGCAAAAACAUCCAACUGCUCAAUGCCAGGGUCACCAAUCCCAUCAAUCUGCCAUCCAAUGCCCCCACCCACUCAAGCAUCAACCACCUGGAAGGCAAAGUACAAAGCCUUGUUGACAACUUAGGAACAGUCAAAUCAGUGCUAGAAGUGAAAAAUCUCCUCAAAUCCAAUGCCCCCCCAGCUCCUUUCCCCAUAUCCUACAGGGACAUUCUUGCACCAGCAACAGUCAACCUGAACUGCCUCCUAAGGGAUGGCCUCUAUAGGGGCCUAGACAGACUCUGCCCAUACAAGGAUAAAAGGGAACCAGUCUGGUGCCUCAAAUGUCAGUGA